AUGGAGGGCGUCAUGAGGACCACUUUGGCGGAAGAAGGCUUGCGUUUGCUAUCUACUGGCAAGGUGCGCGAGAUCUAUGAGCUCGAUAGCUCAAGAUUGCUCUUCGUGGCUACCGACCGAGUCUCUGCCUUCGACGUCGUCCUUGACAGCCCGAUCCCUCAGAAAGGCAGUAUCCUUACACAGAUUAGCGACUUCUGGUUCAAGCUGCUAUCCAAAGAGAUUCCAAGCCUCAAGACUCAUCUGAUCCACGCCGGGCUACCAGACGCACUAGAACAAACUCUCAAGCCUGAAGUAGCCAUCCAAGUGCAACAUCGAAGCAUGGUCGUCAAAAAGGUCAACGUGCUACCGAUAGAGAGCAUAGUUCGUGGAUACAUUACUGGUUCUGCUUGGACGUCGUAUCAAAAUGAUGGGACAUUCGUCGGCAUAAGUCUUCCCUCGGGCUUGAAAGAAUCACAGAAGUUAGAGCAGCCCAUUUGGACCCCGAGCACAAAAGCGGAACAGGGUCAGCACGACGAGAACAUCAGUGCGCAAGAGGUCGCUAGGAUCGUGGGCGAAGAUCUUGCACGCCAGAUCGAACGCCUCUCUCUGUUGAUCUAUGAGAAAGCUAGUGCCUAUGCUGCGAAACGAGGAGUCAUCAUAGCAGAUACGAAAUUCGAAUUUGGGGUCGACGAAUCUACCGACCCACCUUCGCUUACUCUCAUCGACGAGGUCCUAACUCCCGACAGUAGUCGGUUUUGGAGUGCUACCAAGUACGAGAUAGGCAGGAGCCAAGUAUCAGUUGACAAGCAGUACUUGCGAGAUUGGCUUGUUGAAACUUCUCAAAAGGGCAAACGUGGCGUUGCGAUCCCCAAACAGGUAGCCAAAGACACUUCGAAUCGCUACAAUGAGGCAUACCAAAUGCUGACCGGAGAUCCUUGGGACGCCAAAUGA
Messenger RNA from Bacidia gigantensis, 930 nucleotides. RefSeq lists its product as uncharacterized. Gene Ontology annotation, cellular component: cytoplasm. Lineage: Eukaryota; Fungi; Ascomycota; Lecanoromycetes; Lecanorales; Ramalinaceae. The transcript is spliced from 4 exons. Bases 1 to 930 code for a protein of 309 amino acids. Gene Ontology annotation, biological process: 'de novo' IMP biosynthetic process. The record is from RefSeq and is a predicted model, not a curated record. Gene Ontology annotation, molecular function: phosphoribosylaminoimidazolesuccinocarboxamide synthase activity.